Belonocnema kinseyi is the source of this 1821-nucleotide messenger RNA. RefSeq names its product glucose dehydrogenase [FAD, quinone]-like. The record is from RefSeq and is a predicted model, not a curated record. Bases 1 to 1821 code for a protein of 606 amino acids. Gene Ontology annotation, molecular function: flavin adenine dinucleotide binding; oxidoreductase activity, acting on CH-OH group of donors. Lineage: Eukaryota; Metazoa; Arthropoda; Insecta; Hymenoptera; Cynipidae. The transcript is spliced from 4 exons.
AUGUCUUGGAUUCCCCCAAACCUGGCCGAGUUAUGUGCCACUAGCAGCACAGCGUCAAAUUGUCAAACAUCGGCAAUCAUAUUUCUGAAACUUAUCUUUCAUACAUUUAUAUCUUCAAAGCCAAAAGUUUAUCUGCCCAAAAACCUACCGGAAAAGUAUGAUUUUAUUAUUGUUGGAGCUGGCUCAGCUGGAUGUGUACUGGCUAAUCGUUUGACAAAGUGGAAACCGUGGAACGUACUUUUAUUAGAAGCAGGAAUAGAGACACCCAAUAUUACCGAAGUACCAGCAUUUUUUUCUUUAACACAAAAUACUAAUGUGGAUUGGAAUUUUCAAACCCAACCUGAAAAUACUUCGUGUCUGGCAACUAAAGGUUGUAACAUUCCUAGUGGAAAGGUAAUGGGUGGUACUGCUGAAUUAAACGGAAUGUUGUACGCAAGAGGGAAUGCUGAAGAUUACGAUGAUUGGGGUAAAUCAGGUAACCCUGGCUGGAGCUAUAAAGAUGUUCUACCAUAUUUCAAAAAGUCUGAAGACAACAGAGAUAAAGAGAUUUUACAGAAUAAUCCAGGCUAUCAUGGUACGGGUGGAUAUCAAUCAGUAGAAAGAUUUUCAUACAAAGACAUAAAUGCGCAAAAUAUCCUGAAAGCCUGGCAGGAACUGGGUUAUAAGGUCUUGGACGUGAAUGGAAAAGAACAAUUGGGUGCAAUGAUUUCUCAAGCGACUGUAAAAGAUGGCCAACGUCAAAGUACCAACACUGCAUAUAUUCGACCGAUCAGAUAUAAAAGGCCGAAUUUAUUUAUCGAAACCGAGGCUUAUGUCACGAAAAUUAUCAUAGAUUCAGCAACCAAAACUGCCAUCGGUGUUGAGUACACCUCUACUGCUAACAACUUGAAAACAAAAAAAGUGGCACAUGUCAAGAAAGAAGUAAUUGUUUCUGCCGGGACUAUAAACUCUCCAAAGUUAUUGAUGCUUUCUGGUAUAGGUCCAUCUCAAGAUCUCCAGAAACUAGGUAUAGAAAUAAUAAAAAAUUUACCAGUAGGAAAGAAUUUCCAAGAUCACGUCUCCUUCAAAGGAAUCCAUAUUCGGUUAAGCAACAAAACAAUAACAACAAAACCUUACGAACAGAAAAAGGCAGAUUUAAAUGAGUAUCUACGAAAACAUAGUGGUCCAUUGUCAUCAACAGGAACUAGUAUUGUAAAUUCGUUUGUUCGAACAAAGUAUGCAGGAAGUAAAGAUGCACCAGAUGCUAAUUUUUUAUUCUCAGGCUUGGACUCUAUAAAUUUGAAUUCUCCUAGAGUUGAAUCCUACUACAACACAAUCCUGAUGCUUCCUAUUUUACUUACUCCUAAAAGUAGAGGAUUCAUCAAACUUAAUAAUGAGGAUCCUGUCUGGGGGCAACCUCUAAUUUAUCCUGGAUAUUUUAAAGAUAACUCUGACGUAAAUCGUAUGCUGGAGAUUAUACAGAUAGGUCUAAAUUUAUUUAAUACCAAAUCAUUUGAGAAGAAUGAGUACACGUUAAUUAAUUCUGCUCAAACACCUUGCAAUCAUUUGACUUUUAACACCGACGCCUAUUGGAUUUGUUUGAUGAGAAACAAUACCGCAAGUAUGUAUAAUCAAGUAGGCACUUGCAAAAUGGGACCUAAAGGAGAUCCAGAAGCUGUUGUGAAUCCUAGAUUGAAAGUUUAUGGAGUUGAACGACUUCGAGUUAUUGAUGCAUCUAUAAUGCCUCAUGUUCCAAGAGGAUGCAUAAACGCACCGACAAUCAUGAUUGCUGAGAAUGCUUUCGAUAUGAUCAUGGCAGAUUGGGCAGAAUAUCCUGACUGA